Beta vulgaris subsp. vulgaris (sugar beet) is the source of this 483-nucleotide messenger RNA. RefSeq lists its product as uncharacterized. The record is from RefSeq and is a predicted model, not a curated record. The coding region runs from base 1 to 483 and encodes 160 amino acids. The transcript has a single exon. Lineage: Eukaryota; Viridiplantae; Streptophyta; Magnoliopsida; Caryophyllales; Amaranthaceae.
AUGACUUCUCCUCCGAUUCAAAAGGACAUUAUUACUUGUUGUGCAAAAGAAACCACUAAAUGCAUAAUAGAAGAGCUUGGUGAUGAUUAUUUUGCUAUAUUGGCCGAUGAAUCAAGUGAUGUGUCUCAAAAAGAACAACUUGCUCUUCUUUUACGUUUUGAACAUCGUGAUAGUGGUAAGAUUAUGGAGAGAUUUUUGGGUAUUGUUCAUGUUAGCAAUACCACCGCUUUGUCUCUUAAAAAUGCCAUUAUGUCUUUACUUGUGGAGCAUUCAUUGAGUCCAUCUAUGAUUAGAGGACAAGGUUAUGAUGGUGCUAGCAACAUGAGAGGUGAAGUAAAUGGUGUUAAGACUUUGAUCAUAAACGAUACUCGGAGAGCUUACUACAUACAUUGUUUUGCUCAUCAACUCCAACUUAUACUAGUAGCCGUUGCUAAAAAAAUGAUAAUUGUGGUUAGUUAUUUGAGAUACUUACAAACUUGUUAA